UUCUUUUGCUUCAGACCCUUCACUCUUUCAAGAAGAAAUAUAAAACCAUGACGAUCUUUAACUGGGUGCAUAAAAAGCUGCACCACAAUGUCAUCAAAGACGGUGCGACGAAAAGCGAGAAGAAGAAGAGAAGUGAAGGAAUAAGUGAGAUAGAGAAGAAUACAAAAGCUAUAUUUGAUCAGGUUGGGUUAGUGGAUGCUCUUGAUAACUGGUUCGAUGGAGUUCUCACCAUCGGCACAUUCGGUUUCGACAAUUUGAAGUUUCAAGCAGAAGACGAAAGAGAUGAUGAUGAUGAUGAUGAUGACUGUGAAAGUGUGGGUCUCGACUAUGUCGUCAUCGAUGGUAGCAUCAUCAAGAACGUCAACCAAGAGUCGGAUCCUCUUAUCUCCAAUGAAAAUAAGUUUUAUGAUCAUCAUGAGGAUUUAGGGGCAUUGGAGGCUAAUCACUUUGACUCGGUCAAAACCGUUGAAAAGGCGGUGGUCGUGUCCACAGUGGAGUCCGAGAUGGCGCCGGAGAAGAAGAGGACAACACUAGCCGAGCUUUUCAUGGAGGACCUAGACGAAGUCGAUGAUAUGUGGCAUGGCAAGAAGACACCGAAGAACCCUAAUCUUGAUGUUGAUGGUCAGGAAGUUAAAUAUUAUAAACAAAACGGGUGGAAGCUAACUAGUAGGUUCUCGUUUGCUAAGAAGAAGAUGGUCACGUCAAAGUCCAAAGAUAAAGAAGGUGACUCGCGUCCAAUCAAGAAAGUGCAUCAGAUGAUAAAGAGGAUGUUAAAGAAGAAGAUCCAUCCAGAUAUCGAUGCUACUAAGGGUUUUAAAAAGGACGUUCCAUACAAGCCAACCCCAAACUGUGAAGCUCUCGAUUCACUUUAUCUUCUUAACAUUCAAGAUUGCGUGGCCUAAGAACGACGUCGGACAAGAGCUAUUAUUGGAUGUAUGCUUUUCAUAUUAUAUGCGAUUUCAGUUUUUUUUUUUGUUAUUUGGGAUGUGUUAAGAUGUAUUGUUUUCUUACUACAAACAAUAUUUACGGAGUUGUUACUAUUUGUUCCUGUUUUAUGCAUACUUUCAUUUUAUUAUUAUGUGAUGUCACCUAUUUGUUCCCG
Molecule: messenger RNA, 1102 nt
Organism: Eutrema salsugineum
Lineage: Eukaryota; Viridiplantae; Streptophyta; Magnoliopsida; Brassicales; Brassicaceae
Exons: 6
Coding region: 48-902 (284 amino acids)
Biological process (GO): morphogenesis of a branching structure
Source: RefSeq, a predicted model, not a curated record